This is a messenger RNA of Astrephomene gubernaculifera, 1445 nucleotides long. Lineage: Eukaryota; Viridiplantae; Chlorophyta; Chlorophyceae; Chlamydomonadales; Astrephomenaceae. The record is from the annotation of a GenBank genome assembly.
GCUCAUUGUACGGACUGUUAACCCUGACCGCUCCACUUCCUCUUCUUUGCUAACGCGCGUCUAUUGACGGUAGAGUUAUAGGAGCAGAGUACAUAGAUCUAGGGAACGCACGUUCAAAAUGGCCACAAUUGAUAAGCAAAUUUUUGACGAUGAUACCGAGGAAGCGCUGCCUGAGGAGUUCUCUUACAUGUCCGCUGAGGCCAUUCAGCAACGCUGUCGACUCCUAGACAAUGAGCUGCGUGUCCUGAAGGACGAGUCCACGCGCCUUACGUUAGAGCAGGACAACCUGAAGGAGAAAAUAAAGGAGAACAAGGAGAAGAUCAAGCUCAACAAUCAGCUUCCUUACCUGGUAGCUAACAUCGUUGAGGUGCUGGACAUUGCACCCGAGGAGGACGAGGAGGAGGACGGCGCGACAGUAGAUCUGGAUGCGCAGCGCCGCGGCAAAUGCGUGGUCCUCAAGACUUCCACCCGCCAAACCAUUUUCCUGCCUGUGGUGGGCCUUGUAGACGCCACCACGCUUCGACCUGCGGACCUGGUUGGCGUCAACAAGGACAGCUACCUGGUGCUCGACAAAUUGCCCGCCGAGUACGACUCCCGCGUGAAGGCGAUGGAGGUGGACGAGAAGCCCACGGAGGAUUACUCGGACAUCGGCGGGCUGGACAAGCAGAUCCAGGAGCUGGUGGAGGCAAUCGUGUUGCCCAUCCAGCACAAGGACCGCUUCACUAAGCUGGGCAUCAAGCCACCCAAGGGCGUGCUGCUCUACGGCCCGCCGGGUACCGGCAAGACCCUCAUCGCCCGCGCCGUCGCCGCGCAAACCAACGCCACCUUCCUCAAGCUAGCGGGCCCCCAGCUGGUGCAGAUGUUCAUCGGUGACGGAGCCAAGAUGGUUCGCGACGCCUUCGCGCUUGCCAAGGAGAAGUCCCCGUGCAUCAUCUUCAUCGAUGAGAUCGAUGCCAUCGGCACCAAGCGCUUCGACUCCGAGCUGUCAGGAGAUCGAGAGGUGCAGCGCACCAUGCUUGAGCUCCUAAACCAGCUGGACGGCUUCAGCAGCAACGACGACGUCAAGGUGAUCGCAGCCACCAACCGCGCGGACAUCCUGGACCCCGCACUCAUGCGAUCCGGGCGGUUGGACCGCAAGAUUGAGUUUCCGCACCCCAACGAGGACGCGCGCGCCAAGAUCCUGCGCAUCCACAGCCGCAAGAUGAACGUGGCGGCGGAUGUGAACUACGAGGAGCUGGGUCGCAGCACGGAUGACUUUAACGCCGCGCAGCUCAAGGCGGUAUGCGUGGAGGCGGGCAUGUUGGCGCUGCGGCGGGAUGGCACGGAGGUGGCGCACGAGGACUUUGUGGAGGGUAUCACGCAGGUGCAGGCGAAGAAGAAGGCGAACCUGAUGUACUACGCGUGAGGAGGGGAAGCGGGGAGGAGUAAGGGUGCGGAAGGAGGGG